UUUAUUAUGCUGCAAUAUGCAGUAAAUGUGAAUGUGGGGGGUUGCCUUUUAUUAAAUGGACUUCCCUCCAGCUUUGAGCACAAGCUGCUCCGCUAAGAUAUCAUCAACACAGUGCAAGUAUGAAAAUCGAUUAGAGGAUGGCUGUUCAAUUCCACUUGAUUUUACUCCAUCAAAUGUUUUUCAUUUUCUCUCACUAUGCAUCAUUUUGUCAGCUCUAAGCUGGCCACAGUCUUGAGUGCACAAGUUGUCAUUUAUAUACCAAAAAAAACACAAGGGAAGUUAUGAGGACUUUAAAGUAACUAGAACAGUAACAAAACACUGCAGCUUUAUAAGUUGUUGCUCUGUUUGUCAAAGUGGUGGUUUCUCCACUUUUCCACAUUUCGAUACAACCACAAAGAACUAAAUCUCACGUCUCUUGCUCUUGUAUGUAAUUUCUUCUGUGAAUUAGUCUUUGUCCACCCAUGUACAGUGCCCAUAAAAAGUAUUCAUUUCUUGUGGAAGGUCCAACUUGUGCUGAGUCCGUAGGGUGGUCUAACAUGCACAAUGAAGACAAAAGAACACUCCAAGCAACUCUUUGAAAAGGUGAUUUAAAAAUACAAGUCAGGAGGUGGAGACAAGUCACUAAAGAUCUCUUGGAUUCAAGCAUGUCUAGCUUUUACUUCCUAAGGUUGUUGUGUUUCUUCCAGACAGAGACAUAAUUUGACAACUAUUAUGGGUUUGUCUCUAACACCAAACUUUAUCCUCGUACUCUGCUAUCUUUUACCCAUCUUAAUUCCUAUUAAAUACCAGCCAGGUGACCAUCUGUAGCAUGCCUAUAAAUUCAUCUUAUACUGUAAUAGUUGCUGAUUAUUUGACAAAUCAGCCCAAAGAAAUUAUCCAAUGUUUUAAUUGCGGCUGAUUUCAUAAACUUUUUCUAAUGUUUUAAAAUCAUGGUUGCUACUCUUCUGUAUCAUUCUUGCCUUAUUACUUUUCUUUUUUCUCAUUGCUGUUCAAAGCUAUAACCCAUUAUGAAACAAUGAUCUUGAAUAAAUUUGACACAAAGCCUAAAAUGGUGGUAACAGCUUCCUUUGGCAUUGAACCUGGAAGAAGAGUUGAAUAUAUUCCUUUACUAGAAAAAGCCCUGGAUCUAACGCUGCAUAAACCAGAAAAAAUUCUCAUCUACAACCGGCCUAACAUGGAAACUGUUUCAGUAGUAUCCCGUGACAGCCUAGACUGGGAGAAGGAAAUGGCCACAGCUAGGCCUCAUGACUGUGUUCCACUAACGACAAACCACCCACUAUAUGUUCUUUAUACCUCUGGAACUACAGGGCUACCCAAGGGAGUUGUAAGGGACACUGGAGGUUAUGCUGUAAUGUUGAACUGGACAAUGUCUGAUGUGUAUGGUCUUCAGCCUGGAGAGGUUUGGUGGGCAGCAUCUGAUCUGGGUUGGGUUGUUGGACAUUCAUAUAUCUGCUAUGGUCCAUUGCUUCAUGGAAACACCACUGUUCUUUAUGAGGGCAAGCCUGUGGGUACUCCAGAUGCCGGAGCGUAUUUCCGCCUGUUGUCUGAGCAUGGAGUGGCAGCCAUGUUUGUUGCCCCAACUGCUCUCAGAGCCAUCUGCCAGCAUGACCCCCAGGCAUCUCUUGGGAUGAAGUACCCACUAACAAGAUUUCGAACUCUCUUUGUUGCUGGAGAACGCUGUGAUAUUGACACCCUAAAUUGGGCAAAGAAAAUCUUCAAGGUGCCUGUGUUAGAUCAUUGGUGGCAGACUGAGACUGGAUCUCCAGUGGCAGCUAGCUGUGUUGGACUUGGGAGCUCCCUGAGCCCUCCAGAUGGACAAACAGGAAAACCUGUUCCAGGAUACAAUGUUACUGUUCUGGACACAGAUAUGAAAGAAGCAAAACCUAGAAUUUUGGGGAACAUUGUGGUCAAGUUACCAUUACCUCCAGGUGCUUUUACAACACUUUGGAAAAAUGAUGAACUCUUCAAAGAACUUUAUUUCACCAAAUUUCCAGGAUAUUAUGAUACAAUGGAUGCUGGCUACAUGGAUGAAGAAGGGUAUCUAUAUGUGAUGUCUCGAGUGGAUGACGUGAUUAAUGUUGCUGGACACAGGAUUUCAGCUGGUGCACUCGAAGAGGCAAUUUUGCAACACUCUGCUGUUGUGGAUUGUGCCGUUGUAGGUUUAGAAGACCCUUUAAAAGGACAUGUCCCUUUAGCCUUAUGUGUUGUACAGAAUGGAGUAACUAAAGGUGAAGACAUCGUUGCACAGGAAAUCACCAAUCUUGUAAGAGAAAGCAUCGGCCCAGUGGCAGCGUUCAGAAAGAUGAUUUUUGUGAAAAGACUACCAAAAACACGGUCUGGAAAGAUUCCUCGCUCGACACUUGCUGCAGCUGUUAACAGAAAACCGUAUAAGAUUUCUCCUACCAUUGAGGAUCCAGACGUGUUUGAAGAAAUUGAAACUAUUCUUAAAAGACAUAUCUAAAUAUUAACAAAGCAAUGGAUUUUUAAAAGGGGUGUGCAGGAAGGAGCCACAGUUUAAGUUUGGAUGAUACAGCCUCUGUUUUAUAAACCCCAACUUCAGUUAUCUGAGCCUGGCCCAGUCUAUUACUUCUUCUGAGAAAUGAACAAGAUUUGAUGAUCUCUUUGGCUUAACAAAACAUGAUUAAUUUUAUUUUCUUUCUUUUCUAAUAAAACAUACAAUUAUAACUGUAAAAUUUUCGCUAUAGAAUUUCAUUUUGGUACCUGGUUGUACAGUAUAUUUGCCUUUAUGAAUGCAAUAUACCUUUGGAAGAGGCCAAUAAAUUACAUUAUUUUAUAUUUUGUUUUGCAAGAUUUUCAGAAGCUGUUCUGGUUGCUUAAAAAUGUUAACCAUUGUGGAAACCAUUCUGACUUCAUUUUUUCAGAAACUGGGCAAAUUGUAAAUAUGAGUGUAAAAAAUAUAAAAUAUUGCUCUUAUAUUAAUUUAGAUUUAAUUUAAUUUGUUAUAUUGUCAAGCUUGGAGUAAAUUCUGUCUUGAUGUUGCCCCAGUUAACACUAUUUUUUAAUUAUGCAUUUUUGUUACUAUUAACUUUUAAUUACAUUAGUUGGAAAGGACAAAGAAAGAAACAACCUGUCUUAACUGUUCAUAUGUUUUAUUUUGAAAGAAGAACAGACCCUAGUGUUACCCGUCACUUGUCGCUGUAUUUUUCAUAAAGGGUAUUUCAUGUGUUGUGUCUUUGGCAUAGCAGAUUCAUUUCUAAUAUGUUUGCAACUAUCCAUACUCUUCCCCCUUAACGUAGUGACUGCCAGUUUUAUACGCAACACCUCUUUUUAAUAAGUGUAACUAUGUCACCGCUUUACAUGAUUUCCACAUUAUUAUAUUUGUAUAAACAAUGUAUAGCUGCUGUUAUCAUAGUUGCUGUUUGUUUAUCUAUAUGUUUACUGUACAAAUUCACCUAUUUAAAUUCAGACACACUGUAUCUAGUUCAGGUUAGGGUCAAGGAGGCUGGCACCUGUCCUGACAGCACUGGGCACCAGCGAGGUCCUAGUCAGGUCCUAGUCUUAGAUAUGGAUAAGAACUACAACACACAAAAUGGACAUGGAAGCUACACAAACUGGCCCAGUUGUCUUGGUCAACCAAUUUUCCACACUAUUGCCUGGUACACACAUCAUUUGUCUAUUGAUAUCUAGAGUAUAUCCACAGUCCAUCAUACCAUAAUGGACAUUCUGAAACCCACUUAUUGAAGCUCAUGGUUGCAAAGAGCCAGAAUAUAUCAUGGGAACAGGGGAUACAAAGCAGGAAUAAUCCCUGGAUAUACAAUGCAACUAUUUUUUUAGUGCUCUUCACUGAGUGCAAGUGCAGAAUGCUGCGAACAAUUCUCAGUUAGCAAUUAGUAUAAUCUAUGGUUGCAUCCUAAGUACAGAAUUGGUACACAAAUAAACACAGAUUUGUUUAAACACACAAAGAAUAAGGUAAAAACUGAUUAAACAUAAAUUUAAACCAACAAUAACUAUCCAUUAAAUAAAUGAACAACUUGGCCAACUGACACUGGUGGAGAUUAAAACUGUAAAAGAGGAAGUCAAAAAUAAAAUCACAGUCCUGGAAACCUUGGCCAACUGGCCACCUAUCCCCUCCUGGGUUUUCCAUAGUGGAGUGUGUGCUGGCCAUCCAAUCUGAUGAGAGAAUCUUAUGUGAGAUGGCUUUUCCAGAAGAGCAGCCUAGCUAUAGAGCAGUGGCACCAAGAGUCACAUCCAGAUACUGAGAAGAAAACAGAACAGAGUAGUUAGUACCUGGCUUCAGUCAUAAAUGCACUUCCUCUUAAUCUCCACUGGUAUCCUUGAAGACAUGACUGAUGCUUAAGUUAAAAGAAUUCUGCUGGAUCUUCUUUAUCAAUGCCUUUGAUGAUUGUGAAGACCUGGAUAAGUUAUAGAGUUGUGCUCAUCUCUCAGGCAUAAAAUAUAACAACCUUGUACAUCAUUUAAAUAAGGUUUUAGUAUUCUUUAAAAAAACUAAGUAUGUCAUGCAAACUUUCCUUUUUAUGAUGAAUAUCUUGCUGCUUCUUCUUUCAGCUGCUCCCAUUAGGUGUUAUCACAGGGGAUCAUCUUUUUCCAUUUCUUUCUGUCCUCUGCAUCUUGCUCCAUUACCUCCAUCACCUGCAUGUCCUCUCAUAUCACAUUCAUAAACCUUUUUUUAGGCCUUCCUCUUUUUCUUUUGCCUGGCAGCUCUAUCCUUUUCAUCCUUCUCCCAAUAUACCCAGCAUCUCUCCUCUGCACAUGUCCAAGCCAACGCAAUCUCGCCUCUCUGACUUUGUCUCCCAACCGUCCAACCUGAGAUGACCCACUAAAUGUACUCAUUUCUAAUCCUAUCCAUCCUCAUCACACCCAGUGCACAUUCUUAACAUCUUUAACUCUGCUACCUCCAGCUCUGUCUCCUGCUUUCUGGUCAGUGCCAUCGUCUCCAACCCAUAUAACAUAGCUGGUCUCACUACUGUCCUGUAGGCCUUCCCUUUCACUCUUGCUGAUACCCAUCUGUCACAAAUCACUCCUGACACUCUUCUCCACCCAUUCCACCCUGCCCGCACUCUCUUUUUCACCUCUCUUCCACAAUCCCCAUUACUAUGUACUGUUGAUCCCAAGUAUUUAAACUCAUCCACCUUCGCCAACUCUACUCCUUGCAUCCUCACCAUUCCACUGACCUCCCUCUCAUUUACACACAUGUAUUCUGUCUUGGUCCUAUUGACCUUCAUUCCUCUCCUCUCUAGAGCAUAUCUUCACCUCUCCAGGGUCUCCUCAACCUGCUCCAUACUAUCACUACAGAUCACACUGUCAUCAGCAAACAUCAUAGUCUACGGGGACUCCUGUCUAAUCUCGUCUGUCAAUCCGUCCAUCACCAUUGUAAAUAAGAAAGGGCUCAGAGCCGAUCCCUGAUGUAAUCCCACCUCCACCUUGAAUGCAUCCGUCACUUGGAUGUGACACUAGAGGUGGAAACACCUUGUGGGUUACUAGACUGUGCUAGGUCCCAACAGAUGAUGCGCUUCACCUCUUCCUUUUCAGUUUUUUUACAACUAAGAUACUGAAAGAAUCUCAUUGGUCAUCUUUCACCUUUUCUGCAGUAUUUCUCUCCAACUGCCUUUUAGCUUUCCUAAAAAGCUAAAUUCGUUAUGUAUCAAUUAUUUUCCAUUCCAGCUUAGUUUUUAUCUCCUUAUUUAUCAGUGACGGAGUUCACUGUAAUUUCUUAGUGCUUUUGUGUUUGGAGAUGAAUGUGUUCUACAUUUCAUGAAAAAGGUCUUGAAACAUGGCUCUACUGCUCCUUGACUACUUUUUCACUUAAAAGCCUAUCCCAGAUUACCACUUUUAGACUUUAUUGCAUCUAUUCAGAAUGUGCCCUACUAAAUUAAACUCAACUAUUAAAAGUUUUUAUAUAUGCCUUCUGCCAAAACACUGAGAAAUGGAUUAUGGGCACUAGAUCCAAAUGGCACAAUUGCCUCUACCCCUGAAUUCUGUGUGGAUUGUUACAAAAUACUUCAUCAAGAGGUGAAGCACGUCUAGAUUGUGUUUAAACAUUUUAUGCUAAAAAAACAAUCUCCUGUUGUUGUGCUGCACUAUUAAUAAGGUUAGUCCUGUUAAAAUUUGGGCAAUUAAAGACCCCCAUGACUAUAAAAUAUCCCCUUUAAACUUUCCUUUUUUGAUAUUCUUGGAUGUUUUAUUAUAUUAUUAAAAUGAUGCACAUGGAAACUGCUGUUAUAACACCCUCCUAAUCCAAAAUUGGAACUUUAUCCCUGCUAAUUUCUAGUUGAAUGUAAAUGUCCUCACUAAGAAAUGAGUCUCCAUUUAAUUCUUGACCAUACAUAUAAACCCCAUUUUCAUUUUUGCCUAUCUUUUCUAAAAAAAAAUGUGUAACCAUCUAUUUUAUACUACUCUCUGUAUCUGAUAUUUAGUCAGGUUUCUAUUAUUGCUAUAAUACAGUAUUAUAAUCAUGUUCAGCAGCUUAAAAUGCCAUCUCACUUGAUUAAUGUUGGAUACUCCUAACAUUUAAUGAAGCAUUUGAAUGUAUGACUUUAACUUACCUUAUGUAUUUCUUUUUGCACUACUGCUUGCCCCUUUAUGUGAAUCUGUAAACCUGGCCUAAGCUCCUAUGCAGGACCCCCAGCAACCCCCCCCCCCCAAACACACACACCUUAUUUACUAAUUUAAGCAAUCCUUGACCAAACUACUCAUUUGCUUCCCCAAGACAUUAGUUCCCCUCUGGUUCAAAUGCAACCCAUCACAAUGGAAAAUUUACUGAAACUGACAUUUUGAAAAAAAGCAUUAGUGGAUGAAUAUAGAAAGAUUAACAAAAAUGUAUAAAACAGUACAUUUUGUAAAAAUCAUUAAAGAUAAAAUUACUAAAUUAAAGACAACAA
Molecule: messenger RNA, 6860 nt
Organism: Erpetoichthys calabaricus (reedfish)
Lineage: Eukaryota; Metazoa; Chordata; Cladistia; Polypteriformes; Polypteridae
Gene: acss3
Product: acyl-CoA synthetase short chain family member 3
Exons: 14
Coding region: 1016-2461 (481 amino acids)
Source: RefSeq, a predicted model, not a curated record